AUGUAUUGGCCCAUAGGGACCCCCAGAAUUUUCGCCACGAGCAGCAGGUCUGGUCCUGCGUUCAACCUAGUUGUCUCCCACGAUGGCCUACCCAGCCCCUUCGACAGCCGGUCGCGAAGCGAUUCCUCUCCAUCGUCGAACCUGAAUACUCGAUCGACACCGCAACAUGACGAUGUUGAGCUUGCCACCCCGCUGACACCAAUGACACCCGCCAUCCAAUCAGUUGAUGACGACGCCCAUGACCCAAACAAUUGGCAUUCAUCGCCACGCCUCAGCAACAACAUUCCUCUGAAAGACCCUGUUCUUGCUCUGCGCAUCUCUCGUGGUGGUCAGCUAUUCGCUGUGAUAACCUCGACGUCCAUGACAAUAUGGCAAGCCAAGCCUACAGUGAUACUUGCCGUCGUCGUCCGCUCUGAAACUUCUCUUUCGACAUACGGUGAGAACGUGGAUCUACUGUUGCGACCCGACUCAGCCAUUCUUGUCGUUCGGACGACCUUGGGCUACCUCAUCACAUACUCCCUUGCAACAGACUCCGAGGCUCAGGUUUACAAGCCUUAUUUUCCGAGCUAUGCAAAUGUUCAGCGACGUCGCCAAAAUCACCAUGGGGGCCCCGGAAGCGCGGCGCCAGAUCAAAUUCUGUGGGGUCCCGGUGAGGGUCAAGGGGUUCGCGACGUAAGUGUCCGCUUUAGGAUGGUCAUCAAAGUCGACGCCGGCAUUGAAAGCGCACUGGCUUUGGACGACGAGCUAGUUGUGGCCACACGAAAGCCCGCAGCUAUCCAAUGCAUCCGGUGGACUCCAGACCACAGUGGCAGCCAGACAAAGACGGAAAUAAUAAGUCGAAUGGGAUGGUUAGAGAAGAAGAUUACGAUUUUGGAAAUGACCCACGACCGACCCAUGAACCUCUCGACUUGGAUUACGAGCGACGGCAAGGUUUAUGCAGUGCAGCGGUUGAACUCAAAGGAGCUAUCUGAGCCAGAAUCUCAGGAAGCCGACCCAAAAAAGUUAUUCAAGGGCUACUGCUUUCAUACGCCACAUGGACCUGCGGAAUUCGCCAAACGAGCAGUCGUCAACGCCAGGUUUUCUUUGAUUGCUGUUGGAUGCGCCGACGGUGGUAUACGUGUCUAUUCUGCCCGAGAUUAUGCUGGCAACAUACCACCGUCCCACGCCCAUACCUUGCCUGUGUCGUCGACAGUGUGCGGCUCACUGACCACUUUGAGCUACUCUCCCGAUGGCUACUGCUUAUUUGCCGGUUUUGAGAGCGGGUGGGCUACCUGGAGUGUCUACGGGAAACCGGGCAGUCACAGCUUUGGCACGCACGAAGCCGUAGUUGAGUUCAACGGGGAAGACUGGAUUGCUGGCGUGGGCGAUGCCGUUUGGCUCGGUAGUGGCACCGAGCUUCUGAUCACUAAUCGUCGCCAUGAAGCAAUCUGGGUACUAGAAAUGGCCAGGAGUGCCGUUGUCAGUUGUUACAACGCGGCCAACCUCCUACGCACAGUACUUCAGACCAACACGAACGUUAUGAUCUACCGCGGAUACGAUUUGCCAGAUCUCGCGAGCAUUUCGGCCGAGCCGCAUCUGUGGCACACGACCAAAGUGCCUCCGUCAUAUUUGCUUCAGCAAUGGCCCAUUCGCCAUACAGUCAUUUCACCAGAUGGUCGGUACGUGGCGGUAGCUGGACGGCGCGGCCUGGCCCAUUACAGCGUCAACAGUGGUCGUUGGAAGACAUUCGUCAAUGAGGCCAUGGAAAAUGAGUUCCAAGUCAGGGGCAGCAUGUGCUGGUACCAACAUAUACUGGUGGCUGCAAUCGAGGCGAACAAGUCCCACGAGCUCCGCCUCUAUUCGAGAGAAACAGCUCUAGACAGUUCACUUGUGUUGCAUACCCAGCAGUUGCCAGCUCCCGUAGUUCUGGUGGCCUCCUCGGGGGAAGAUUCGCUUCUCGUCUACACAUACGAGAACUUACUAUACCACUUCAUCUUUGCGCCUUCGGGCGGCGGUUCCAUAAGACUGGUGCAGCUAGGACAGAUCGCAUUUCAUGGGAUUGUGCGGUCACCUGCCAGAGUACGCGGUCUCAGCUGGAUCUUGCCAGAUAGUCAACUUAUUGAUGGAGACCCGUCGCAAGAUGUUGCAGUGGCGUCGGUUCUGUUUUUAGUUGAUGCUAAGCUGGUUUUGCUACAGCCAUCGUUAAAUCACGAAGGGCAUCUCAAAUACGACAUGAAGGUCAUUGCUCAAAACGUGGAGUUCCACGUGAGCAUGAGAGACCAGCCUCACUUCGACACCACUGUCAUGCGCUCCGAAGAGCUUGCGUCUGCGGGCAGUGACUUGUCUUUGCGCAACUCCCUCUGGGUGUUCGAUGGCCAAGAGUUCAAGCUCUGGCCUGAUGUGCAAGAGGUGCUCCGGGCAGCAUCGAGCGAGGCGUCUCGAGAGUUGCCGAAAACAAUCUCAGUUCCGUUAGACUUUUACCCUCUUUCGACUCUACUUGGGAAAGGCAUCGUCCUUGGCGUUGAAGCCGAUCUUGUGCAACGAAGGGAUAUCAGCUUCUCCUUCUUCCGCUUUACCAUCAGGACACACCUCUUCUUACCGGACAUUCUGCGUUUCCUGUUGGCUGAGAACCAUGCUGUAGACGCAGUCAAGUUAUCGGAGCAGUAUCAAAACCUGGAGUAUUUUGCACACGCUUUAGAGGUCUUGCUCCAUAAAGUCCUAGAUGACGAGGUAGAUUCUGGACCAACCCCAGAAGAAGCGAUCCUCCCGCGUGUGCUAUCAUUGCUAUCGUCAUUCAAGCAGUAUCUUGAUAUCGUUGUGCAGUGCACGAGGAAAACUGAGGUUAGGCAAUGGCGGACGCUAUUCGCGUAUCUCCCCCCAGUCCAAGAGCUUUUUGAGGAGUCGCUUCAACGAGGAUCUCUCAAAACCGCCGGAGGCUAUCUGAUCAUUCUACACACUCUGGAUGAUCUUGGCUCUGCCUCGGAGCAAACAGUCCGGCUGUUGUCGAGAGCGAUGAAGGAGGGCGAUUGGGAAUUGUGUAAAGAGUUGGCACGCUUUCUGGCGGCCAUGGACGAAACAGGUGACUCUCUACGUGAGGCGAUGGAGGGUGUCAACAUAACCGUAAGGAACGACCAGAAUUCAUCUGGGAUGAUGACGAGGCUGGGUGUUCCGGUUCCUGGUAAUAGAGCCAUGAACGGCUUAGGGCUCAAGUAUGCAGAGCAGAGUGAUGAUAUGGAGUCGGAAGGCCAAUCGGUUAGCGAUGCUGCGAGUUUUAGCUCCGACGGGCGUUGA
Colletotrichum siamense is the source of this 3270-nucleotide messenger RNA. It is a transcript of the gene Ric1, whose product is annotated as RAB6A-GEF complex partner protein 1. Bases 1 to 3270 code for a protein of 1089 amino acids. Gene Ontology annotation, biological process: intracellular protein transport; retrograde transport, endosome to Golgi. The transcript has 3 exons. The record is from RefSeq and is a predicted model, not a curated record. Gene Ontology annotation, cellular component: Golgi membrane; Ric1-Rgp1 guanyl-nucleotide exchange factor complex; cytosol. Lineage: Eukaryota; Fungi; Ascomycota; Sordariomycetes; Glomerellales; Glomerellaceae. Gene Ontology annotation, molecular function: protein binding.